Molecule: messenger RNA, 2289 nt
Organism: Cordyceps fumosorosea ARSEF 2679
Lineage: Eukaryota; Fungi; Ascomycota; Sordariomycetes; Hypocreales; Cordycipitaceae
Product: Fungal transcriptional regulatory protein
Exons: 2
Coding region: 1-2289 (762 amino acids)
Biological process (GO): regulation of DNA-templated transcription
Molecular function (GO): zinc ion binding; DNA-binding transcription factor activity, RNA polymerase II-specific
Source: RefSeq, a predicted model, not a curated record
AUGGCGUCCGUUUCCUCCCACAACGGCUCAUCGCAUCCGUCGCCCUAUGACUUCGACUCCAACGGCGACACCGACGAAUCAUGGCAGUACAUUGACUACACCAGCAGCGGUUCCGCGCCAGGAUCUGUCGGGUUCCUGCCCAGCCCCGCGAGCGGCAGCCUGAACGGAUUCGCCAUCAUUGGCCACAACACCACCACCACCACGACAACGUCUCCCUCGCUGCACUCAAUGUCGCCUGGACCGCCACCGCUCGGGGAGGGCGACCAGGCGUUCCUCCCGCCGGCCACGGAGCUGCCCUUGGGCGGCGCGAUGGAGGCCGGUGCCUUUGCGAUGACGACGGCCGGCGACUUCAUGGCCGACGGCAUGUUCAUGACGCCGCAGGAGUAUCUCUUUGCGCAGGACGCCCUGUCGGAGUGGCGGCCGGAGGCGCUGGGACUGCCCGCCGGCACGUCCGGCUUUCAGAUAGAUGCUGUGCCGGCCAUGAGCCAGGCGCAACAUCAGCCCCCCGAGCUUGCGGCCGCGCCGAACCUGGAGCUGGGCGGCUUCCAGCAAUUCCAGCUGGAGGGCACGUUUGUACAAUGGGAUCCUCAUGGGCCUGGGGCCCCGUCACCGGGGGAGGGCCCCUCGAUGACUGUGGCCAAGUACAUGUCGUCGCCAAGCCAGCACAGCGUCGGAUCUUCCAGUCCGCGCUCGACCGUGUCGGUCAAGUCCGAGGGAAGCGGCAAGACAUCACCCAUUGCGAUUCUGAAAGUCAACUCUGGGAGGAUCGGCAAGAGCAAGGCGGAACAGGCGGGCAAAUUCCACAUCGUCACGCCCAACUCCAUCUCCGCCAGCGCCGGCCGGCCCAACCCCUACGAAUGCUUCGAGGCGAUGCGGACGACGCAGCGCGGCCGCAAGGGGCCGCUCGCCAACGCCACCAAGGAAGACGCCCUCCAGGUGCGCCGGCGCGGCGCCUGCUUCUGCUGCCGCAGCCGCAAGGUCAAGUGCGACACCGAGCGGCCGUGCAAGCACUGCAAGAAGCUCAUGGUGCAGGUACCGCAGGUGGUCUGCUGGCAGUUUCAGGACUUUUUGACGAUUUUAUUUCCCGACUUCAUCAGCGCCCACUUGAGAAAGGACGAGAUGACCAAGUUCUUGCGGGACAACGUGGACGGGUUCCUCAUCGGAGGCGCGCCGCAAUCGUGUUCCGUAAAGCUCUUCUCCGGCGCACGAUUUGUCACGACUCUCGACAUCGAGGCCAAGUUCUUCACAGCCAAGACGUGCGACGUCUUGCAACACUGGCACCUCAACUCUGGCAGCAACGGCGUCCACUUGGACUCGAACGGCUCCGCGCCGAUUGGGCUGGACAUGACGGGCGGCAGCGGCAACGGCGGUGGCGGUGGCGGCCAAAGGGACGAGGUGCGGAAAAAGGUCAAGGCGUACGUGCGGCAGCUUAUCGAGGAGCCCGUGUUCGCGGAGCAGGUGACGGACUCGCUGCGGUCGACGCGGCUGCCGGCCAAGAUCCUGGCCAUCGCGCAGGCGUACGCGCAAAAGACGGACUGCGCCAUGGUGAAGAAGGCGCUGUCCAUAUACGCGAUCCACUACGUCAUGACGCGGCACCUGUGCCUGACGAGCGACACGGUGCGGGCGCUGCAGCCGUCCGGCUUGGUGCCGCAGAACAGCCGGUGGGUGACGCCGCGGGUGCUGGCGCGGCAGGUCAAGUCGCUGGCGGACGAGGUGUGCGCGCGUGAGAUGCAGCAGCUGUUCGAGCUCUUCACCAAGGCGCUCAAACCAAAGUAUCGGCGCGAGUGGGCGCCGAGCCUCGUGGCGUUCCUGGUGCUCUGCCUGUACAUGGAGGCCGUGGAGACGACGACGGACAACUUUGUCAUCUCGCAGAACGCGGUCAAUCAGAGGAACGGCGACGCGCCGUCGUUUAAGCGCUCGUUCGCGCUCGACAUGUGCCGCGAGGUGGAGAACAUGCCGUUCAAGCAAUUCGCGUACCAGUUUCACCACAUCUACCAGACGCACUCGCGGGACCCCAACACGAAGCCGUUCAACCCGCUGUUCGACGACAGCUUCGCGGCGCAGAGCGAGCUGGACGGGCCGGCGAUGGAACUGGUUGCCCAGCUGCAGGACCUGUAUCAAGGCGAGGACUGGCAAGAUAUGCAAUUCCUGGCAGACGACGAUCUGCUGCUCAACAGGGGCGAAAAUCCUGCGAGUAUAGACACAGCUCACCUCUACACGGGAAGACUGGUGUCGAAAUUCUUGCUAUCCUUCCUGGACGAGGACCGCAUCUUCGGCGGAAAGAUAUGA